Messenger RNA from Ricinus communis (castor bean), 1145 nucleotides. Its product is annotated as multiple organellar RNA editing factor 3, mitochondrial. NCBI's taxonomy places the organism in Eukaryota, Viridiplantae, Streptophyta, Magnoliopsida, Malpighiales, Euphorbiaceae. The record is from RefSeq and is a predicted model, not a curated record. The transcript is spliced from 4 exons. The coding region runs from base 100 to 888 and encodes 262 amino acids. Gene Ontology annotation, biological process: mitochondrial mRNA modification; cytidine to uridine editing. Gene Ontology annotation, cellular component: mitochondrion.
GGGGUCGUUUAUGAACUGGUUAGACAAGCUUCGAUUAAGCAAAUCCAUUUCAAGAAAUCGAAGAGAAACUGAAGAAGACAGUAUUCUAAAAUAAUAACAAUGGCGUAUCUGACCGCCCGGCGCAGCGUAGCAUCCAUUCUUAACCGAACUCUCAAUUCUUCUUUUUCUUCUUCAUCGUCUGUCUCUUCUCGUUCACGCUUCAUUUUUUCAUUACUUAGCAAAAACCCACUUUCCGAACUCCAUCCAAACCCGACGCGGUCCAAAACUUCCCGGUCGGGUUACUCUCCACUGAACGACCCGUCGCCGAACUGGAGCAAUCGGCCACCGAAAGAAUCGAUCUUGCUUGAUGGGUGUGACUAUGAGCACUGGCUAAUAGUUAUGGAAUUCCCAAACGACCCAAAACCAAGUGAAGAGGAAAUGAUUAAUGCUUAUGUUAAAACCUUAGCUUCUGUUUUGGGCAGUGAGGAGGAGGCAAAGAAGAAGAUUUAUUCGGUUUCUACUACGACUUAUACUGGUUUUGGUGCUUUGAUUUCUGAGGAGCUUUCAUACAAACUUAAAGGGUUGCCUGGUGUUCUUUGGGUUUUGCCAGAUUCAUAUCUUGAUGUUCCUAACAAGGAUUAUGGAGGGGAUUUGUUUGUGGAUGGGAAGGUCAUUCACAGACCCAUGUAUCGGUUUAACCAGAAUAAUAGACAGCAAACUAGGAACAGGUCUCGCCCAAGGUACGAUAGACGCAAUGAGUCAAUGCAGGUAGAGAGGAGAGAACCAAUGCAAAGACAGAGCUCAGGGCCGUCAUUGCAGCAACCAUCAUCAAACCAUAUUCAGUCUUCAUCUCAGGGUGGAGGGACAGACGUCUCUAUGGAACCAGGGAAGGUUAAUCAGAGUACAUGAGAAGUCACUGUGUAGUUUCUAAGCCUAAGAAUUCAUCACUAGUUCCUGAGUUUAGAAUCCUAGAACAUCAAAUCAGUGUCUUUUUUUCUUGGAACUCGUUUGGCUGUUGUGCAUUGAGUUUCACUUACAGCCCAUGCAGUUCUUAUUAUGGCAUCACAAAAGAGAAAUGAAAUGUCAAUCUUCUAGACCGUUGUCCAGAAUAUUCUCCAUACUAUUUGCUGGAUGGUUUAUGCAUUUUAGCUGUUUCCUUUUUUUUC